AUGCCAACCGCGCCACUGGUGACCACCCGGUUCAGCAGCCAAGCUGACAAGGUAUACUUGCACCAGCUGGGAAGGAGCUUGCUGAAGGCGCUGCCCGUGCUGAUCUUCAUCUAUUGCCUGAUCCUCCUGGGCUUCUCGGGGCUGCUCUUCGUCGUGGAGAACCGAAGCAACCUCCACACCUACUACUACAGCAUGUGGCUGACCAUCGUCUCCAUGACGACGCUGGGCUACGGCGACGUCACCCCGAAGACCGACCAGGGCAGGCUGGUCAUCGGCUGCUGCGUCCUUUGCACGAUGUUCUACACGGCGAUUCCGCUCGGCAUCAUCGGUAACGCCUUCAACGACGUGUGGAAGAACAGAGAUCGCAUCUUGUUGAUGCAGAGGGCCCGGAAUGGCAUGAAGCAGGCUGGCUACACUGCCAAGGACGUCGGGAAGCUCUUCCGCAUCUUCGACAAGGACAGGGACGGGCUGCUGAAUCUCAAGGAGUUCAGCUGGAUGGUGGAGGGCAUGCGGCUCGGGCUGACGAGGGAGCGCGUGUACGAGCUGUACGAGCUCUUCGACGACGACGACAGCGGGGGCAUCGACGAGCGGGAGUUCGUCAGGGGACUCUUCCCCGAGCGCUACCACGAGCUCUACGGCAACAUGGACGCGAACGAGAGGCCCACGGACCGCGACCUGAAGCGGAACCACGACACGCUGAUGAGCGAGAGCGGCAACGAGCCCGGCCUCGUCCGGUCCGCGUCGGGGACGGCGGCCCGGCUAGGCAGGAGCACCCUGAGACCCGGUCGCUGAGGCGGCGGCGCCGCGCCCCGCGCACGCUGGGGCGGGCGAUGAGGAGGGCGGAUGUAAUUCCACGAGAGUGACGUGAGGUGAGAUCUGCAGCGAGGUGGACGUAUGUAUCUCCACGGAAGGGAGGACAUACCGUCCGCGCAGCAGCUUUCCCACCGAGCUUGCCCAGUCACUCGCUUGCUCCUCUUCGGAUCGGCAAUGGCCGCUCUCCAUUGGGAGGGCAAGGCGGUCAGCCGCAUCCUGUUUUUUGUUGAAUUCUCCAGCGCGAGCGCUCGAGCAUGUUUUUUCUUCCAGGCCCCCGCGCAGGCCGGCCAGAGGGCGGCUGAUUAGCGAGCAGCUGUCCGCCGCCCUCGCGUCGGGCCUCGCCCGAUCGCCUUCCUCCAACGACGGGUUGGGACGACGAGAGCUCCAAGGGGCCCGCCGCGUCGCUUCUCCUCUGGCGUCGCCGUUUGCGUCAUGGGCCCAGGGUGAGCCCACCGGCCAGGCAGCGGUGGCGUGGCAUGGCUGCCCUCCUCCUCCUCCUCCUCCUCC
Molecule: messenger RNA, 1320 nt
Organism: Prorocentrum cordatum
Lineage: Eukaryota; Dinophyceae; Prorocentrales; Prorocentraceae
Source: the annotation of a GenBank genome assembly